UAGAAAGAGAUUUUCUGAAGAAAAAUUCCCAAAUCAUGGCGACGAGUUUCAGAGUUCAGAUUACGACCUCAUUAUCCAUCCUCAUCUGUUCAUUCUUGUGUUUAGCUUCGAUUUCAGUUGCUUACAGACCUGGAGACACAGUUCCCAUGAGCAAAAUGGGUCAAUAUCAUUCCCAAAGAACUGUUUGGCAUGAUAUGAUUGGUCGUCAAUGUCCUAUAUUCGGCGUAAAUCGUGAGGUUUUGGUACCUUUAGCUAAACCAACUGGGUAUACUGGAGCUGAUCCUUACAAAAUGAUGGCGGCCACUCUGCAUAAGAAACUAAAGAGGAGGGAACUGGAUAAGCUUGAUAUAGUGAAAAUAUGCCAAGAGAUUAUGAAUCCUUCUGUUCCUAUGGCUUUGAGAUUGUCAGAAAUUUUAAUGGGUGGGGUUGUGAUAGUGUAUGAGAUGAAAGUGAAGCUUCUGCUUGAUGAUGCGUCUCGAUUACUGUUGGAGAUCAAUGACAUGUGGAAGUUAAAAGCAGUUGGAGAUCAAGAUGUACUUCCUAAGGGGAAGAAUCAAGCCAAGUUUGAUGAAGUAACAAUGGCUGAGAACGAUCCAAUGGAUGAUACAGCUGAGAUCGAACAAUCACGUGAUAACAACAACUAUAAGUACAAGCACAAUAAGGCUGCUUAUUUCCCUGUGGAACUGGACUUGAUGGAGGAGUGUUUUACUAGUGAGGGGAAACACCCAGAGGAUAAAAACCACCACCAAGCUAAUAGAGAAAAAAUUACAUUGCUUGAACCUGUCGAAAUCACUCCACCAGAGCAACAUCAAUUCAAUCGCUUUGAGAGGUUUGAUGUUGACGGGGAUGACGAAGACGUGUAUACAAAUUUCAGUUUUCAUGAGAUACCCAUUACACUUGCUCCUACACCACCACCAAAAAUUCAAGGCCCUAUGGAAGUUGAUGACAUGAACCAGCUGGAGGUACAAGAGGACGAGGUUAAGCCAAAAGGGAAUAUGGGAAGAAACAGAAACAAACAGCUUGCUAUAGAUUCCAAUCUUGUCAUUAGCAAUGACGAAAUGGAGAGCUGGCUUAAAGACACCUCCGACCUUGUACAAAGACGGAAGCGAGCAACAUCUAUCCCUAGAAUGAACACAGCACAGCUCAUGGACAUCCCUCCCGUGGCUCUUGUAAUGGGGUUGGCAGGAAAGCAUACCACGGAGAUCUAUUAUCCGAAACCUCUGCUUGAUCUGUAUACUAGAAGAAUCCAGAUUCGCAAUUCCCCUUCUGGUCAAUUUUCAGGAAGUACUUUAGAGCCCCAACUAACGGAACCAAUCACACCAAUUGUGAACAAGAGAGUUGAUAGAAAUCCAGCAGAUCUGCCUGUUGAAGAUGUGCAUACCGGUGUAAGGACUCGUUCCAUGCGAGCAUCUGCUGAAAAGCAAAUGCCAAAACAUACUGUUCCCAUUGAAGAUCUGUACUCCGGUGUUAGGACUCGUUCCAUGCGAGCAUCUGCAGAAAAGCAAAUGCCAAGACAUUCUGUUCUCAUUGAUGAUGUGCACACUGGUGUUAGGACUCGUUCCAUGCAAGCAUCUUCUGAGAAGGAGGUUGAAGCUUCUCGUUCCAAGCAACCAUCCAUUGAGAAGCCAAUGAAAAUGUCAAUAUCAAUAUCUCUCGAGGCCAACAUGAUUUUCACUCCUGGACAUUCUGGGGACAGUGAGAGAUCCACUCCAAGCUCUGAACUCGGAAAUGUCUUCCUGCUAGUGGAACCAGAAGUCCAGUUAUCUUCAGGAAGCAGAAAAAGGCAUUCGUCAAGGCACAGAGGAGGAAACCUUGCUCCAGUAGACGAGGAUCUAAUAUGGGAUUCACCUGAACCUGAUUUCAAGUUCAGAAGAAUCUCAGAAAAUGAGGUCUUAUGUGAGAGCGAAACGCUUGUUGGAACCGGCGCAACUGCAACCCAAGAUCCACCUGCGAACCACGAGCAACCAAUGAGCAAGACCACUGAUGCAAUCCUAAAAGCGGGGAACCGAGGUAUGAGACCAGAACCCAGUGAACUUGAGUACUUGACCACAACAGCUAGCAUCAAGAUCUUUUACCCAUAAAUGAGCAAAUUUGCAUUGUGCAAACUAUAGUUCCAACGGUCGGUUCCCGGAGGCUCACUGUGUUUCAGAAAAAAUGAUAUUUUUACUUUUUCA
This is a messenger RNA of Papaver somniferum (opium poppy), 2174 nucleotides long. Its product is annotated as sister chromatid cohesion 1 protein 1-like. The record is from RefSeq and is a predicted model, not a curated record. Gene Ontology annotation, cellular component: synaptonemal complex; cohesin complex. Gene Ontology annotation, molecular function: protein binding; chromatin binding. The coding region runs from base 36 to 2081 and encodes 681 amino acids. Lineage: Eukaryota; Viridiplantae; Streptophyta; Magnoliopsida; Ranunculales; Papaveraceae. The transcript is spliced from 22 exons. Gene Ontology annotation, biological process: synaptonemal complex assembly; replication-born double-strand break repair via sister chromatid exchange; mitotic sister chromatid cohesion.